Aureococcus anophagefferens is the source of this 1182-nucleotide messenger RNA. RefSeq lists its product as hypothetical. Lineage: Eukaryota; Pelagophyceae; Pelagomonadales; Pelagomonadaceae. The transcript has a single exon. The record is from RefSeq and is a predicted model, not a curated record. Bases 1 to 1182 code for a protein of 393 amino acids.
AUGCGCAUCGACAACCCGACCUGCCACUACUGCCGCGAGACCUGCCCGGACUCCUGCCCCGGCGGCGCCGCCUCGAAGGCGUAUUCGCCCUUCCCGGGCAUCGUCGACUAUCAGGGGUUCCGCGACCCGACGCAGCCCUGGCUCGACGGCUGCGUCGGCGGCGGCGGGCAAUGCUGGUUCCUCGUCGUCGGCUCCGGCGGCGCCGUGCCGAACCAGACGAAGAUCGCGGCGCACGCGGGCGUCGCGCUCCUGUACACGAACGACUACGACAUGGCCGGCGAGUGGACGCUCGUGCGCGACGUCACGCCCGCCGACGUCUUCUUCUACUCCCAGACCAACGCGCCCAUGUACUCGUGCCCCGACGUGUUCCGCGUCCCGGGCUCGAACGCGACCGUCUUCGCGUCGUUGGACGAGGAGAUCUACGUCGGCGACUACGUCGCGACCGCGGCCGGCGGCCCGCGGUUCAACGCGUCGAGCCAGGCCUACCUCCAGGGGACGACGACGCACGAGUCGUUAUCGAUUUGGAAGACGGGCGGCGUCGGUCCCAACAACGCGCUCGACGCGGGCAGCCGCCGGCUGUAUUUUGGCACGGUCGGCUGGCCGAACGUGCACCUGCCCCAGCUCAACGCGUCCAUCGACUACCUCCACACGGGGUCCGUCGUCUCCUUGCCGCGCGACGUCUUCGCGGCGCCCGACGGCGGCCCGCGCUUCGCGUUUCCCCCGGAGCUCGUCGCGCUCCGCGCGUCCGGCGCGGCGACCGGGUCGGCGUCCGCGUUGGCCUCGGGCCUCUUCCUCGAGCUCCGCGUCGACUUCGCGCCCACGGGCUGCGGCGCCGGCACGCCCUUCGGCGUCGAGCUCUUCGGCUCGGGCGCCGCGCCGAAGAUGCGCGACCCGGGCGCGGGCUCGCUGCUGGUGACGGACGACGAGACGCUCCAGAUCUACUUCGACCCGAAGCGCUGCGAGCUCAACGGCCGGAAGAUCGCCCUGGCCGACGGCGCGGCGCUCUCGCUCCACAUCUACGUGGACCUGGGCCUCGUCGAGUUCACGGCGAACAACCUCACGAACGGCUUCGGGUACCGCAAGGUCGUCAACUCGUCGACGGCGGCCCACGCGGCCUUCGGCGACGUCGCCGUCGCGGCCGCGACCUCCUGGGAGCUCAAGCGCGUCAACGGGGGGCGGUAG